AUGACUUGCUUCCCACAAAGUCUGGGAUGUAUCGUUCGGCGUUUGUACACUGUUUUGGUGGAUCAGAAAAAGCUGAGCCAUGAACAGGCAACAUUGACUUGUACAGAUUUGAUUUUCACUUAUCUUAUUUGCCCGGCUAUUGCAAAUCCUGAAACGCUUGGUGUGAUAUCCGAUACACCAGUAACCUAUAUUGCGCGAUGUUUUAUCAUGAAAUCGAUGCCUCGUGUUGUGCAGUGUGUUCUUACGUCGCACGGUGAUUCGGUGGACAGUCUGUUUGCCGUGAGCACGGAAUCACCACCACAAAUAGCUGCAGUUCGUACGUCAACAACGGGUCGCCGAAGCGAUGAACAACAGCACAAAGCAUUGAAUGCAAUUCUUCGGCGACUGCCUGUGCGAGUUGUCCGUAGUGAAGUGGCAGGCCUUACUGCGACCAUCGAUCGUACUGCUGAGAAAAAUCAGGCAAAAGAACGAAAUAUAGUCCGUUCGGCAACUGAAAUAGCACAAAGCGGCGAUUACAAAGUUUUGCGAUCGAAACAGUUCAAAAGCGCAGAUUCGCCUGAAACACAUACGUCUCUUGCGAUCAGUUCUGAGGUACUUGUAUUUCCGCUUGGUGAAAAUCGAGUACCGCUAGGCAUGUGCCCGGAGGAGAAAUUCAUGGAAUCAGUGCGACAUCCACAGCGAUUGCGCAAACAUAAAAUAUCGGAUGGUUCAGCCGAAAAGAGAACGCGUUUUAUGGAUACAGAAAGCAUCGGAAACGCUGAUGGAAUAGACGAUGAUGUGGAGGAUGUUUCAACUUUGCCGGAUAACUUCAGCGAUGUGGUUCCGAUCAGUGCCAAUGUUUCGGGUCGUGGUUCACCGAGUGUCAGCGAUGCAGCUUCAACCAAUCAUGGUGGUUCACGUUCGGCACACUCUGGUGCCCCUAUAGGUAUCAAAUCUUAA
Messenger RNA from Gongylonema pulchrum, 939 nucleotides. NCBI's taxonomy places the organism in Eukaryota, Metazoa, Nematoda, Chromadorea, Rhabditida, Gongylonematidae. The record is from the annotation of a GenBank genome assembly.